Messenger RNA from Trichoderma atroviride IMI 206040, 3456 nucleotides. The record is from RefSeq and is a predicted model, not a curated record. NCBI's taxonomy places the organism in Eukaryota, Fungi, Ascomycota, Sordariomycetes, Hypocreales, Hypocreaceae.
AUGGAUCAAGGACCUCCCGACAGCAAGCGCAUGCGCUUCUGGGAGCCGUCUGGUGCUACGCGGCCGCAUCCUAAUACUCAACCUCUUCCUCCGUCGUCCCAUCAUCCCCUUCCUCCUCCCUCUCACGCGCCGCAUGCUUCGUCGAACCAGCUGCCGCCGCCGCAGCCGCCUCCCCAAGGCCCCAACCACCACUAUCACCACCACUCGGCCAGCGCCAGCCCGUAUCAAUACCAGCCUCGAGCCCCGGAGCUGCCUCUGCCUGCGCCAACGCCGGUGUCACUCCACGGGCAUGCCCAACAGCACCCAGAGAUUGAUCGUCGACACUCGGAUCAAGAGACUCUCGCCCCCAUGCAGGAUCCGUACCGUCAACCGCCGCCGCCGCCGCCGCCGCAGCAGCACCACCCGGGGCUUCAGCAUCCGGGAUCGCAGCACCCUAUGUCUCCAGCGCAUGCGCAAUAUCAGUAUCCCGGACGAGACGCCAUAGUAAAGCGAGAACCUGGUGAUGACCUCCGAAGACCAAACUCGACGGGACAUGCGCCAGACGCUCAUCCACCGACACCCCAGCAGCAGCAGCAGCAGCAACACCCUCCUCCUCCACCUCCCGCCUUCCAAGAUAACCCGCCACCUCCACGACACAUGAAUUACGAGAACCAGCCGUCUAUGCCCCCGACUCCUGGAGCCUAUCGCGCCCCGAGCUUUCCUCCUGGGCCUCCUACACCGGUCGCGCAACAACAGCCUUAUGAACAAAACCCCAAUUUUCAGUCCCAAGAGCCCUUCUACAGCGUCUACUCAAGCGCGGCGAAGAAGAAGAACACAAGGGCUUCACAGGCAUGUGACCAGUGUCGGCAGCUUAAAGCUAAAUGCGACGAGCUGAAACCGUGUAAAACGUGCAGAGACAAGGGCACAGAGUGUCGAUACCGCGAUCCAGUGCCAAAAGCAACCGACAAGGCGCAGUCAGACAUUCUGGACGGCAUCAACAGCAUGCAAUCUACGCUUCAGUUCAUGUCAGAACGUUUUGGAAACAUUGACGACAGACUGACCAAGAUAGAGUCCGCCUUUUCAAGAAUACCACAGUUUUUUGAGGAAUUUACGCCAAGGACCAUUCCUAAAAAGGAGAUUGAAGCUGCACCACUAUCCCACCCAAGCCCGCCGCCACCACCGCCGCCUCACAUGCCGCUAGAAGAGCCACCGAUCAGCCACUCUUCCGUAGCUGACAUGUCUCGGGAUCAGCCGGUAAAGUCUACUGAAACGGUACCUGAAGCAAUGUCUACUGAUGCCGUGGCCAUGGCCUUUGGCACCGAGGACGAUAUAGAAGCAGAACCUGGCCCUCCUGUACCUCCAGGCGAGCCUGCCAUCCCUAUUAACCAUACGACUUUGGCUGGGCUUCUCUUAGAUUGGGAUCCGAUCAAAGAACUGACACGGUCCCACCUGGAGCGUGAGGGCAUCAAAUUUGUCAGCGAGUACCCUAUUAGUCUGGAGCAGAGCCGCGGAAUCCUCAAGGUGUACGGGCGAGGCGAAGACUCUCACCAGCGACUUUCUAGAGAGGCGACUGCCGAUCACGGAAACGCAGAAAUUGGCGAUGAUAACAUGUCAGACAUUAUAGCUUCCUCUCCCGCUGCGGACUGGGGUCAGCUUGGAGGCGGUCUGAGUCCUGGCGAUCAGAUUGAGUACCGGGGCGGCGUGCUUGGCCCUGACGGAAACCCAGAUUUCAGCGAACACAAGGUUGCGGCCUACCUCCCUACUGCGAAUCCAAAGGUAAAGGCUCAACCUUUGACAUCGACUUUCGCUGUGCCCCAGCCUCAGGAGAUGACUGGCGCCAAAAGAAAGCGAAGUCCCGAUCCAGCUGUGCCUGUACCGCCAUCUUCCCAGCGUCUCGGCAAGCCUAGUCGUUCCAUUCAUAGCGCGCUCAUUCUCAUCGUCUUGGCCCUUGGUAAAAUCUGUAUGUACCAAGACGAAGUUCCUGACGUGAUUUUCCCGGUCGACCCAAUCCCUCAUGGGAGCCCAGUUAGUCGCAACGGGGUUCCUCCAUCGCCUAUUCAGGGCUCGCCCCCGUCCUUCUCAAACCACUCCCACUCCUCUGGCUUCCCUUCACCCAGGGACCAAGAACGCGGCUACCAGAGCAGGAGAUCAUCUAUCCACGGCGCUUCCAGUGCGUCCGGGACCGCCGCCGUUCGCGCAGGGUACAGCUUGAAGAAGAACUACGAGGUGAUUCCCGGCUUGGAAUAUUUCGCAUUGGCAACGGACAUUCUUGGAAACCACCUCGGCGCGUACAAUAAUAUGAAGAACGUCUACGCCAACAUUUUUGCUGGGUUGUAUCACGGCCAGCUCGCGCGACCGUUGGAGAGUUUUGCCUUUAUCCACAAAGCAAGCCACAAGUUGCAAGUUCUUAUGAGACCGAGUUUGGACAAGCUAAAGAAGAUCAAGACCAACAUGGAAUUCAUCCAAGAGGGCAAAUACAACCAGCUUGCACUCGCCUUUUGGACGUGUCUGCAACUAGAGAGUGACUUGAUUGCUGAGCUUCCACUCCCGCCCUCUGGCCUUUUGCAGUAUGAAAACGACAUGCCUCAACCCAACAUGAGCCUUCUCCAGGGAUUCGAUCAGAGGGUUGUAGACAGCUACCCCGCGCAACUCUAUCUCCGAACGCAUCUAAACAGCAUCCAUCGCAUGUUUUACUCUCCUGAUGAUUCCAGCAAGCCUGAGAAACUGAAGAAUGUGAGAUUAGUGGCAGAUGGCGUGUCUGGCAUGUCAUGGGUUCCGCCCAGCUUCCGCUUUAACGAGACCGACCCCCCUGCCAAUGAUAUCCUUUCGGCGCGCCUCAGAGCCAAGUACUGGGGAGCGCAGAUGAUUACCUAUCGUCCAUUUGUCCGUCAGAUUCUGCAGUGGUCCUACGAGUUGAAACGCCACCCCCAAAGCCCACAUGCUGGCGUCCUGUCAGAGUAUCGCUAUGGGGUCAUCGCGCCAUUCAUCCCUCCGAAUGUGAAGAAGUCAAGCGACCUUGAUCGCUCCCUCAUUGAGUUGGCUCGAAAGGGUAUCUAUGCGCUUAUCGAAAGCACACGAUCAUUCCACGGACUCGGGGAGAAGCGGCCCAUUAUUACCAACGUUUUUGGCACGGCUCAUGCUCAAUGGGGUAAUCUCCUCGUCCUAGCUGCCGCCUACAAGGAUAAUAUCUUGCGCGACUUCAUACCCAAGGAGCUAUUACGCGAGCUAUUUCACAAGACGAUUGCAUUCCUUCGACAAUCUGCGACGCACACGAGUUCUCUGAGGAUCGAUAUGCACAUUUUGGAGGGGCUCCAACGUGAUCUGUUUCCCUCGGAUGGAAGAAUGGCCUCGAGCUUCUCUAGCAACACCGGCCACCAUACUCCCAAGCUUCCCAUGUCGGCACCACCACUUGGCGGCGAUGCUAGCAUCCAACCACCUCUGCCGCCACCGCCACACCAAUCGCCUCACCAUCAGCAG